Messenger RNA from Sclerotinia trifoliorum, 1787 nucleotides. NCBI's taxonomy places the organism in Eukaryota, Fungi, Ascomycota, Leotiomycetes, Helotiales, Sclerotiniaceae. The record is from the annotation of a GenBank genome assembly.
AUGACUCAAUCUAGUAACUUUUUUCUUGUCUGUCACGCUUAUCUUCAGAUCGACAUUGAUCAUCAAAGAUCCGUCUUCCCCGAACUCGCAUUUCAACUGUCAGCCCACGCAUUUAGUUUGUAACACGAUGACCCCUAAAGUGAUCACCAUGCAAGUAUUAUUUCCCCUUUUGUUUGUAGAUUAGCAAGUCUUGAAAUUUAUGAUUAGUUGCAUGUCACAUGUUGGUCAGUAUGACACAAUUGGGAUGCUUAUGCGCAAAACCACUAGCUAUAUAUUCCUCCAACUCGACCCGGGAGUGAAUCGAUCAGGGUUUCCAUACAGCAUUCAUUCCUUGCCCUAUUAUCUCAUCCUCCCUCCGAGGUCCCCGUCACAAAAAGCUUGUACAGCAACUGUCUGAUACGAUUCCCCCGCCAUUCCCAACAUUUUUAUUCAUACAUCUUUAACUACGAUAAUCUUCCCUCCCAAAAUUAUCAAACUCCUUCCAAGCAACCUCAUAGCUUUUGAUAAUCCUUCCUCCGCCAUCUCUAAAGAUGUCUUCAACCGUGGCAGUUCAGCUACCCAACAAUGGCUUCGGUGGUCAAGAAUUGGAGAGAGUAUCAGACAACAUCGACGAAGUUAAUGUACUUGCGGCACAAAUACGAGAUAGCAAAGAUCCUGAGAAAGAGGCACUAUUUCGUCAGUAUGAAUCCGCUCAAGAUAGUGUGAAGGAAUUUUAUCUAAAGUAAGAACCAAUUCUGCUUUCCCAAUUUUACAUACAAUCUAACAGUGUGCCAGACAACACACGUAUCAAACUUAUGAUUUUAACAUAAAAGUUCGUCAAAAUGUUGAAAACAGAAAGAAGGUUGAGAUGUCGGUCUGGCAAGCAAUUUUGCAGCUUAACACGUAUACCGAUAAUUCAGACCCGGAUACCGCGCUAUCUCAGAUUGAGCACCUUUUACAGACGGCCGAGGCGAUGAAAAAAGAUGGAUGUCCACGCUGGAUGAUAUUGACUGGGCUCAUUCAUGAUCUCGGCAAAUUGCUGAGUUUCUUUGGAGCUUCGGAUCAGUGGGAAGUCGUCGGAGAUACUUUCCCAGUAGGCUGUGCAUUUGACAAAGACAUCAUCCUCUCCGAGACUUUCAAGAACAACCCUGAUUAUCAUAAUCCAAAAUACAACACCAAGUACGGAGUUUACUCUCCAAAUUGUGGAUUGGAUAACGUCAUGAUGUCAUAUGGUCAUGAUGAAUAUUUAUAUCAUGUUGUUAAGAAAUGGUCCACAUUGCCACAAGAAGCGCUUGAUAUGAUAAGAUACCAUUCAUUUUACGCAAUGCACAGCAAAGGCAGAUACAAGCAUCUGAUGAAUGAGGACGAUGAAAAAAGACUAGCCGCUGUGAAGAGGUUCAAUCCAUAUGACCUUUAUAGCAAGGCUGAUGCGCCUCCAAAUGUGGAAGAACUCAAGGUAUGAAUAUCCGCCAUUGCAUUACAAAUACAUAAGCUAACUUUUAAUAGCCGUAUUAUAUCGAACUGAUAAAUGAAUUCUUCCCACAGGAAAUUAUCGAAUGGUGAAGGAUCCGAAAGCAAAUUCACGGCGUUGGUAAUGAUACCAUAGGGCAAUGAUGGACUCGGUGGCGUCGGGCGUUCUGGCACAACAUAAAAUUUUGGACGAAUAUUUAGACAAUCAGCGACAACGUUACAUAAUUCGUAACCACAUAUAUCUGUGUAUUACCAUCUGUGUAUUACCUGAUCUGAAAUGUGAUGUGUACCACCUGUGCUUUGCUGUCUUUGCUACUGGAUACUUUCACUGACAUAGA